ACCAAGUGGAGGCCAGUCCAGCGUGCACAUGUCGAAAUGGGCCAUUUUGGCGAUCCAAGUCUGAAGGACCGCUAGCGCGCGUGCAGUGCAGAUCCCUCGCGCCUUAGUUCCAGCGCCCCUGCAAGCAGCAUGCCUCUCUCUGCCUCCCACGAUGCUUCUACGGAGGAGUAUGUGUACAUGUACUGCGAACCAGGCACGCUGCAUCCGAUGCGCGGACACAGAUUCGCACAUGUACCUACACACAAACUACACACAUACUAUGCAAGCAGCACACUCGACCUGGUCAUGAGACAGGCGGUCAAGAACCACGAAAGGCCAGACAUUCUCCAUUUAAUGUCCAACGACCCCUCUGUCUCCCCGCCCUUUCCUCCUGAAUCUCGCUGUCUCGGUCAGAAUCUCGCUGUCUCGGUCAGAAUCCGACUCUCAACCUGAAGUUUGGCGAUGACAGCAGCAAUGGGCUUAACCACCCCGAGCGCCGUGGUGCCCAGCGCGCCCAAGCGCAUCAUCGUGUGUUGCGACGGCACGUGGAUGGACUCGUUGGGAAAGAAGAGCAGUCUCGAGCCUCCGUCCAAUGUGACGCGCAUCUCGCGCGUCAUCUGCCGCAACUGCUGCGACGGCACUCCCCAGAUUAUCAACUACUUUCCCGGAGUCGGCACGGCCGGUGCUCUUGAUCAGUUCACGGGCGGCGCCUUUGGCAUGGGGCUGGACCGGGACAUCCGCGAGGUGUACAACUUCAUCUGCACCAACUACGUCGAAGGCGACUCCAUCAUCCUCGUGGGCUUCUCGCGCGGGGCCUUCACGGCGCGGUCGACGGCCGACAUGAUCGCGUCGCUCGGCCUGUUGACCCCCGAGGGCCUCGACCACUUCUACACCAUCUUCGACGACUACGAGAACAUGGGCGAUCCCUCCCGUAACAAGGACGACUAUCUGGUGCCCGGCCUGGCCGCCUACAACAAGGCGCACGGCCAGGCCAAGAUCGAGUGGGAGAACGCGCGCAUGCUCAAGUACAAGCAGGGCCUGAAGGACGCAACUGACAGCUUUGCGAGGAACCAGCUCGGGUACACGCGAGACACGUUCCGCGACGGCGUGACCGAGAUCAGAAUCAAAGCGCUGGCCGUGUGGGACACGGUGGGCACGCUGGGGAUCCCGCCGGCGCCCGUCAUCGGCGUCCGGGGAUCGGCAGACCAGUGGCGCUUUACGAACACGCAGGUCUCGGACAGGGUGGAGAACGCGUUCCAGGCGCUGGCGCUGGACGAGCCGCGCUUCGCGUUCCGGCCGGCGCUGUGGGAGCGGCUGCCCGGCAGCGCCACCAACCUCAAGCAGGUCUGGUUCCCCGGCACCCACGCCAACGUCGGCGGCGGCUGGUUCGACCAGCACGCCGCCAACAUCACCCUGGCCUGGAUGUGCGACCAGCUGUCCUCGGUCGGCGUCGAGUUCAACUUUGCCCGCAUGACGGCCAUGUUCCGCGACGGCCUGCGCUUCUCGGCCGCGCACCCCUUCCCUUACGCCCCGCCCUCGAGCCGCCGGUCCAGCAUGCUCAUCCCCAAGAUGCUCCGCCGCACCCCGUCCGGCCCGCUGCCGUGGGCCGGCGCCGACGCCGUCUUCAGCCACCCGAACGCGCCGCCCAAGCGCGACGCCGCCGAGUGCGACGGCCGCGACGCGCACCCGGACGCCCCGCCCGCCAAGCUGUGGCAGUACGCCCGGCCGUGGGGCCUUGGCAUGCUGCGCAGCCCCACCAGCACGCUGAUGCUGGCCGCCGGCCGCACGGUGCGGCGCCCGGGGCUAGCGCUGCGCGUCGACGAGGACACCAACGAGGACACGGCCGAGCCGCUGCUAAACACGGCCGAGUCGAUCCACGCCAGCGUGCGCGUACGCCUGGCGUGCGCGGGGCUCGGCCCCGACGACCGCGACACGUGGCCGUGCGACUCCCUGCUGCGCGCCGACGACGGCGCUCCGCUGUGGCGCCUCGAGCGCGCCCCGCCGCGUCCUCCCGCCGCGCCUGUUCCCCGCCCGAGGGAGGUUGAUCUCCCCAGCCGCGAGUACCCCGCCGACGCCCUGUACCCCGUCACCGCUGACGACGUCGGCGCCUGGCGCUGGGUCUACGCCCGCCCCGUCGCCCACGGCGUGCCCCAGGCCACCGUCCUCCCUGAGGAGCCUCUGGUUGGCUACUGGGAGCGCUAUCUGCUGGCCUUGCUGGCCGGCGAGCCCGACUCGUGGGCGUAUGCGAGGCGCGGGCUGCCGAGCGUGUGAGACCAAGAUCAAUACGGUAAAGAGGAAAUCAGGUGGUAUUUCUGUUAACGAAUGGAACACGGGAUCGUUUUGGAUGGGAAUAAGAUUUUAGAAGCUGGAAAAGGGGCCCAGUGUUUGUCUCUGCUCGCUUUUUGUUCGUUUCCUUGUUUCAACUUUUAAUUCUCUUUGGAUCCGGCUUCAAACGGGAUGGAUCUGGCCCAUCUUGGGCAUUUAUUGGUUUGCUGAUGUAGCUGACCGAAUCAGGUCCGGCAGCAUGCAACACAAAAGGAGGGCAUCGGCUUGGAGCAUAGCGUUUUGGAAUAUUGCAGCUAUAUUGAUUAUUGAGUAGAACUAGUGAGCGAAUCGAAUUUGGAUCCAGCUUGGGUUCCGACUUGUUGUUAGUUUCUGAGCGGCUCUUGGUAUGAUGUCG
Molecule: messenger RNA, 2659 nt
Organism: Lasiosphaeria miniovina
Lineage: Eukaryota; Fungi; Ascomycota; Sordariomycetes; Sordariales; Lasiosphaeriaceae
Exons: 4
Coding region: 442-2250 (602 amino acids)
Source: RefSeq, a predicted model, not a curated record